This is a messenger RNA of Camelina sativa (false flax), 3454 nucleotides long. RefSeq names its product disease resistance protein RPP2A. The record is from RefSeq and is a predicted model, not a curated record. Gene Ontology annotation, biological process: defense response; signal transduction. Lineage: Eukaryota; Viridiplantae; Streptophyta; Magnoliopsida; Brassicales; Brassicaceae. Gene Ontology annotation, molecular function: metal ion binding; ADP binding.
AACCACACAUCGAUCCUCGAAAUCAAUGGAAGAAGACUGGGAAGCUUUCAGUGAGUUCCUCAGGAAGAGACAACCUCCGCGUUCGCUCUCUGAGAGUACUGCUGAUGACGCAGUUGAAUUCCUCCUUACCCUGUCCUCCGAUAGAGUCAACAAAGUGGUCGGCUUCCUCAGCGCCACCACCUUCAAAGAGAUCGACGGGAACCAAAAGCAAAAUCCUUUUGGCAGUCCAGUUGUAAGCAACUUUUUGAAAGAACAUGAUGAAUAUGGCGGGAAGAAGAAGAAGAAGAAGAAGAAGAAGAAGAGCGUUGAAGCUGAUCUUGGAAACUCGGUCACACCCUCCGAGGAAGUUGAAACUCCUCUCCGGCUAAAAUUGCCCGGGCAUAGCAUUACAGGGUUUGAAUCUGUCUUACUCGUUACUUGUGGUGGCAACGACCAAGAAUCCGAGGAGAGAUACUUUAUCAGCUACAUCUUCAAUGAGUUUUGUCUCCGCGGCUUCGCUCCUUUGAGAUAUGAUAUAACUAGGAGCAUAGUGAAUGGGUGCCCUGAGAUGCUAUACAGAUCUCGGGUUGCUGUUAUCAUUUUCUCGAUGAACUAUGCUCGUUCCACAGAGUCUCUGGAUGGAUUUGUGGCGACCAUGGACUAUUUGAAAGCAAACAACCUUCUGCUUAUUCCUGUGUUUUUUAAAGUUAGUCUUGAGGACGUCAGUGGUCAGAGUUGUUAUUUUGAAAAAGCAUUCUCACGACUUGAGAAUUCAGUCCAGGCAUCUCAAGUUUUGAAAUGGAGGGCGGCUAUGAUCAAAUUAACUUCCAUCAAUAGAUAUUACUAUAUGAAGGGGCAUCAAGUUAUUAUGCUUGCCAAGGAUAUCUUCAAAGAUGUUUGCUUCUUGCUCAGUUCUGAAACUAACGGAAUCAAGCAUCCAUUUGAGGUUAUAUUGUCUCUGGUGAAUUCUUCUCAGUCUUCAUCCCCACAUAUUGUUGGACUUUGGGGUAUGGCUGGCAUAGGGAAGACUAUCAUCUCUAGAGAUAUUUUCAGAACACAAGCUGGGAAAUAUGACGUGUGCUACUUUCUGCCAGACUUUGAUAUAAUGUGUCAAACAAAAGGGCUUAGUCAUUUGCGUGAUGAAUUCUUCUCGAAAAUCUUUGGUGAAGAAAAAGUUUUCACAGACGUAUGUGAUACAAAAAUAAGUUUCACAAGGGAUAGGCUCCUUGAUAAAAGGGUUCUCAUUGUUCUUGAUGGUGUGAGUAAUGCUAGAGAUGCAGAAUUUUUGCUUGGAGGGUUUGGUUGGUUUUCUGGUGGACAUACAAUCAUUUUAACAUCUAGGAAUAGGCAAGUUCUUGUACAGUGUAACGCCAAAGAGCUUUACCAAAUCCCAAAACUAUCCGAGUUUGAAUCUCUUUGCGUUUGCUGCUAUUUUUCCACUAAAGAAAAUUGGAAUAGAAGUAAGUCAUCAAUCUCGGAGCUGGUGAACUACGCUACUGGCAUUCCAUUGGCUCUAGGAGUCUUAGGUUCGUCUGUACUAAAUCAUUGUGUUAAUGAUGAGGAAGAACAUCUGAGAAGAUUGCGCCAACAUCCUCCAGUCGAGAUUCAGGAUGCAUUUAGAAGAAGUUUUAGUGGACUAGAUGACAACGAGAAGAACAUCUUUUUGGACCUUGCAUGUUUUUUUAGAGGGGAGGAUAAAGAUCAUGUGGUAAACAUCCUUGAUGGUUGCGGAUUUCUUACGGAUUUAGGAAUCUAUGGUCUCAUUGAUGAGUCUCUCAUCAGCCUUGUAGAUAACAGGAUAUAUAUGCCCAACAUUUUUGAAGACACGGGUCGAUUUGUUGUUUGUCAAGAAAACAAUGAGGCAGGCAAGCGUAGCAGAUUGUGGGAUCCUAAUGAUAUUGUUAAUGUGCUGACAAACAAUUUAGGGAAAGAAGAAAUUGAAGGCAUAUUUUUGGAGGCGUCUGACUUAGCAUUUGAGUUGAGUCCUACUGUAUUUGAGAGGAUGUAUAGACUUAGAUUGUUCAAACUCCACUGUCCAAGUUCUAACCAUUGCGAGGUUUGUCUACCUCAAGGUCUUAACUCUUUGCCUGAUGAGCUACGGCUACUCCACUGGGAAAGAUAUCCUCUCGGAUCCUUACCUCGGAACUUCAAUCCUAAAAACCUUGUAGUAUUGAACAUGUCAUAUAGCAACUUGACUAAACUAUGGAAAGGAACAAAGAAUCUCGAGAAGCUAAAGAGGAUCAUUCUAAGUCACUCCCGGCAGUUGACUAAAUUCCCAAGGCUUACAAAGGCGACGAACCUUGAGCAUAUUGAUCUUGAAGGAUGUACGAGUCUGGUUAAAGUUAACUCAUCGAUUCUUCAUCAUCACAAGCUUACUUUCUUGAGUCUGAAAGAUUGUUCUCAUUUGCGGAUUAUGCCUGCCACUGUUCAUCUAGAAUCUCUUGAAGUUCUUAAUCUAUCUGGCUGCUCAGAUCUUGAGGACCUUCAUGAUUUCUCACCAAACCUGAAAGAGCUAUAUCUAGCCGGGACUGCCAUUAGAGAGAUGCCAUCAUCAAUCGAGGAACUCACUAGACUUGUUACAUUAGAUCUGGAGAAUUGUGAAAGACUUCAGCACCUGCCACAGGGUAUAAGUAACCUGAAAGCUGCGGUUAAACUUAGCACAAAACGUCCUGCUUCUUCCAUGGAUACAAGGGAUCUAUCUAGCUUGGAGGAUAUAACAUCACCAUAUAAGAGAUGCCGAUUGAAGAGAGUUAUUGAGUCUGUUAUUUUAAUGCUAAGAAAAAGGAAGGGAGCCAAGAGGGUCUCUAGAGCCACAAGCCUUUCUGAGGUUCAGCAUAGCUCAGCUUCUACCUUGGUAAAUGAUUCCUCUUUCAAGUCUUCUUGGGGAUAUCAUGUUUUACCAGAAAGACCUAGCCAACCCGAAUGCCAAGAUUACAUGAAGACAGGCGACUGCAAAUUUGGCCAUGUUUGUAAAUUUCAUCAUCCGAGGAACAAAGAAACUCAUGUCCUUGAGAAUACAUCUUCCGUGGCUUCCAAAACACCGGAAAUGAAUCCGCUAGGACUAUCUCUUUCACUUGGAUCUUCUUCAACAAGUGAGAAAUUUAGAAUACACAAGAAUACAUCUUCCAUGGUUUCUGAGACUUCAGCUUGGAAGUCGAAUACGCAUAGACGUUUGUCUUUACUUGGGACUUCACCUUGUGUGUCUGACACAACACAAGCAACCGUUGGUAGGAACACCAAUGAUUCAAAGCAACAGGGAGAAGAAAAUUCAGAUAUAUAUGAUUGGUGAUGAAGAAUCAAGAAACACGUCAAGCAUCAUUUCUAUAGUUUUUGUUUGGUGGUAAAAGAAUCGGUAAACUUUGUUUAAGCUGAUAUUUUGAAAGCAACUUGAAAACUAUCUGAUUCAUUGCAGUAGAAAAAAGAUAUAUGCAAAAAAAAGCGCUGGAUCAUUUUUAUAAUGACGUUUGUAAAGAUC